CGCACACUGCUCGUCUUUGUUUAGUUUAUGAGCGCCAAUCGGCCCUUAUCAGGAACUGAUAAAGCCCCAUUAAAAUCGGCCAUCAAUAGAACGUAGAUUGGCCAGGUAGUGCCCUAAGAAACGUUGAAUAGUCCACUUGUGCGCUUGAAAAUGGCACCCCAAAUUCGUCCACUCACGCCGGAGCUGCAAAAAGCGGCCAUCGAGCAGCUGAAGGAAGAUCCUGACCGUCUGGAGGCCGAUCUGCAGGCCUUCAAGACGUGGAUCGACCAGCAACCUCACUUAAAUCCGCGCAUGGAUGAUCAGUUCCUGGUGGCCUUUCUCCGCGGAUGCAAGUACAGCUUGGAGCGAGCCAAGUCCAAGCUCGACAAGUUCUACACACUCCGAACCAAGUACCCGGACUACUUCCGAGUUACCAGCACGACGGAGGGCAAGUUCCGAGAGAUUCACCAGACGGGAGCAAUCAUUUAUUUGCCUACUCCUUUGAAUGAGAAUGGACCCCGCAUUGGCAUUUGGCGGAUGGGUCUGGUGCCUGUCGAGAAGUACACCAUGCUGGAGUGCAUGCAGGUGGCCCAGGCCAUGCAGGAAAUCGCCAUUAUGGAGGACGACCAUGCCAUAAUCAACGGUGUAGUCUUCAUAAUGGACAUGAAGGACGCCACCACCGCUCACCUGUUCCAGAUGACCCCGGCCAUGGCCAAGAAGUUUACGAUCUUUUCCGAGGAGGCCUUGCCGCUCCGCGUUAAAUCCCAGCACUUUAUAAACACCAUCACGGGCUUCGAACAAAUGUUCAAUAUUUUCAAGCCUCUGAUGUCCAAGAAGAUGCAGGGACGUCUCUUCGUGCACGGCAACAAGAUGGACCUGCUCACCGAACAGAUCCCUCUGAAGUACCUGCCCAAGGAGUAUGGUGGCGAGAACGGUUCCGCGGCGGAAAUAGUGGCGGAGUGGGAGAAGAAAAUGGACGCCUACUCCGACUUCCUCCAGGCCAACGCCAACCUCGGAACCGACGAAAGCCUCCGCCCCGGGAAACCCAUCGACUUUGAGGGCCUAUUCGGCAUAGAAGGAUCCUUCAGGAAGCUUAACGUUGAUUAAAGAAACCAUUUUUUAUCGUCAUUUUUGCAUUUAUUUACUGCGUUCUUCGUUUAUAAUUACCAAACGCCCGUUCUAUCUGCUUACACGGCUCUAACAAUUUCUUACACUUAAAAAUCGAUAACACUUGCUUUGGUGUUUAAAUUAAUUUAAAACUAAAUGUACAAAAGAUCGUCAAUGAAAUGUACAACAACAAAAUAUACACAAUGUUUCGUCUGUUCGCA
Messenger RNA from Drosophila bipectinata, 1307 nucleotides. RefSeq names its product alpha-tocopherol transfer protein-like. Gene Ontology annotation, cellular component: membrane. NCBI's taxonomy places the organism in Eukaryota, Metazoa, Arthropoda, Insecta, Diptera, Drosophilidae. Gene Ontology annotation, molecular function: phosphatidylinositol bisphosphate binding. The record is from RefSeq and is a predicted model, not a curated record.